AUGGGUGAAUCGGUGAUUAGAAAAGAAGCCGUUGACGGAUUAGUCAAUGAUGAUGAUAUUUUAGAACUGUGCAGUAAAUGGAAUAUUAUUAAAGAUGCUAAUGAUGGUCACGUACGUGGUUUAUUGGAUAUUGAAGUUUCUUCAAAUAAUAAUAAUGAAAUUGCAGAACAAGAUAAUGAAAAUAAUAAUCCAAUUAAAGAACCAUAA
Molecule: messenger RNA, 207 nt
Organism: Insectozyma verbasci
Lineage: Eukaryota; Fungi; Ascomycota; Pichiomycetes; Serinales; Debaryomycetaceae
Source: the annotation of a GenBank genome assembly